AUGGGCACCUCCCCUAUUUGCUCUAUUUGCGGUGAAUUUGCUGAAUAUGUUGAACACAUGCUCUUACUCUGUCCUUGGGUUGAACCUGUGUGGUUUGGUGGCCAAUUGAAUAUCAAGUUAGACAAGGGAGCGAUCACAAGUAUGGAUAGAUGGUUGUUGUCAAUCACAAAUGAGGGGGUUCUAAGUGUGACCGAUCGAGAAUGGAUGAGUACUAUUAUUGCCCACAAAUGCUGGCACAUUUGGAAAGCCUGUUGCAAAGCUGUUAUGGAGCAUAAGGCCCCGCAUCCCCUCUCAGUUAUAAGGGCAAUCCAAACCUCUUGUGGCAAUUUUUUUGGAGGUUCAGCGUUCCCUCAAUCAAUGUCGGAAUGGUACAUCUCAAACUCCAGGGAGAUUAUCAAUGCUCUUCAAGGGUCCAUUUCAAGAGGCAGGUGGCAUAUGUUUCCUGUACUCACAUUGAUAAAAGAGAUUCAAGCAGAAUUCAGGGAGUGUAGUUGGUCUUGGGUUCCCAGAACUGCAAACCUGGCAGCAUACUACUUGGCCAGGAUAGCAAUGUCGAGGAUGAGCCUAUCAUUUUGGCAACCUGAUUGCAUCAAUGGGUCUGCAAGUCAUUUGGAGUUUAGUGUUGGCAUUGCUAGAUGCAUAUUCCUUGGUGAAAAAGAAGGUCCUCCACAACCCUUUAUUGUAUCUUCUGCCUCAUUUGGCAUAAUUGUGUUGUACUUUAGUGACUUGAGCCACUGCAAUUUUGGAGAGGAAUGCCAAAAAUACCAGAUGGCAGUUGCAUUGGUGUACCUGAGCUGGAGGUAUUUCCUUUUGCCUUUGCGAUUGUUUCUAGUGAAAUUGUGGACAAUUAGAUGUGGUUUCUGCAAAGGACAUCGGAUGUCUUGCUGA
Molecule: messenger RNA, 888 nt
Organism: Prunus armeniaca (apricot)
Lineage: Eukaryota; Viridiplantae; Streptophyta; Magnoliopsida; Rosales; Rosaceae
Source: the annotation of a GenBank genome assembly